Mytilus californianus (California mussel) is the source of this 1909-nucleotide messenger RNA. RefSeq names its product multiple epidermal growth factor-like domains protein 11. The transcript is spliced from 2 exons. Bases 1 to 1752 code for a protein of 583 amino acids. Gene Ontology annotation, molecular function: scavenger receptor activity. NCBI's taxonomy places the organism in Eukaryota, Metazoa, Mollusca, Bivalvia, Mytilida, Mytilidae. The record is from RefSeq and is a predicted model, not a curated record.
AUGAUCAUGAGAAAUGAUAUACUUUCUAAGAUAUUUACUAAAACAAUUUUCUUUAAUUGUUUAAAUUGUUCUGAUGGUUGUAAUAACGAGACUGGCUAUUGUAACGGAAGUUGCACGUAUGGUUAUUAUGGAUCCGAAUGUAAUUCGACAUGUCCACAACACUGUUAUAUAAGAUGUCAUAGAAAUACUGGCGAAUGUACAGAUUGUAAGACUUCCUAUUAUGGUAUAAACUGUACAGAAACCUGCUCGGAAAGAUGUCAUCACAAGUAUUGCAAUCAAAGUGGAUUUUGUUUAUCUUGCGAGGCUCCUUACUAUGGAGAUCAUUGUGAGAAGAUUUGUCCCUCAAAUUGCAAAGAAGUGAAUGGCUGUGAUCGACAAACCGGUGAAUGUAUAUAUGGCUGCAAUGAUGGGUUUUGGGGAAAUUAUUGUGAAAACAAUUGUAGUGACAGUUGCAAAUCGGCUUGUCAACGACAUUAUGGCACUUGUUGGGGAUGUAAACCUGGGUUCGGUGGUUCCAACUGUCAACUGAACUGCAUAGCACACUGUGACUUUUGUUCAAGGAACGAUACCUGUAAUGAAUGUUCGAAAGGCUGGUUUGGAAACAAGUGUGAACUUCAAUGCCCAGUUAACUGUCGAAAUUCGAUUUGUUCAAAAUUUGAUGGUUCUUGUACCUGUUCAAAAGGAUGGUAUGGACAAAACUGCAAUAAUACAUGUAUUGAGAACUGUGAUUCCUGCAUUGAUAACACCACUUGUAAUGUAUGCUCAGAAGGAUAUUAUGGUCGAUAUUGUGAAAGUUCUUGUCCGUCUAAUUGUACAAAAUGUAAUAGAAGUGGCGAAAAAUGUACUCGAUGCAAUUCAGGUUUAUUUGGUGACCAAUGUACAUGUGACGUGGACCAAUGUUCGAAACAUGAAUCACUGUCGCAUUGUGUCGAAUGUAAAAAUUCUGGUUGGUAUCCGAAAAUAGGAGGAUGUUGUAGAUGCAGUGACAAUUGUAAGGGUGGGCAUUUUAAAUGUGACAAUACCAGUGGUGUAUGUUUAGACGGGUGUGAGUCAGGAUAUUACGGGAAGCACUGUAUUGAUAAAUGCAGUAGCCAUUGUAUUGGAAAUGGCACUGUCUGUAAUUCAACAACCGGUGUAUGUCCGUAUGGAUGUGAACCUGAUUGGUAUUAUUCCACAUGCAAAUACGGAUGUUCACUUCUGACGCCACACUGCUCCAAAUGUACCCAGUUUAAGGAUAAUAUCAAUAAUUUUGAAAGUGCCGGUUGCGAUGAGUGUGAUGAUGGGUUUUACAAACCCGUACUUAGAGAGUUUUGCGCACCUUGUGAAAAUUGUUUAUAUGAUAAAUGUAAUGGCCGUACAGGACGUUGUCUUAAAGGUUGUAAGGAGGGAUGGUAUAUGGAUCCUUACAGUUUAGGGAAAUGUGAUCGAGAAUGUGCCACUAGCUGCUUUGAAGGUCUCUGUGACCCAACCAAUGGCACAUGCAUACAUGGAUGCAAAGAUGGUUGGACAGGUGACAGCUGUAGUUUUACCUGUUCCAGUUAUUGUUUAAACAAAACUUGUGAUCAGUUUUCUGGUGAUUGCAUUACAUGUAUACCUGGAAGAUAUGGUAAUAUGUGCUAUUAUUCGUGUGGUAACUGUCUUGGAGGAACAUGUAAUCACACUACUGGCAUUUGUGAAGAAUCAAGCUAUUUGUUGACAAAUAUCAUGCCCAACUCACAGAAUAUGAAAAGUACGUACCUUAUUACUAAGUAAAUUUAGCCUACUUACUCGUCUGUAAAGUUUUAUAUAUAUAAACACAAACUGGAUUACUAAAUUCCGAUUGCACUUUACGUGAUUAUAUAUUACACACAAAUAUAGGGACAAUAUCCAUGAUUUUAACGUUAGACAUGCCAUGAUAAUCAUACUUAUU